UUGUUUCCUUAUUUCCUUGUUUCCUAUCUGGGUCUCAUUUAUUCAACGGUCUUUCCUACUACGACAUACUCUCUUCUGCUGUGCAGACCGCUAUCCAUUCCUUGCUGCAUCAAUCGCUUCGUCUGUCUACUUCCGUCUCCAUCGGAUCCUUAGCCACAUCGACCUUACAACAUCCAACUUUAGUCCACCAACAUGCCUGUCCCCAGCUACAACGCCAUGCCUUUGAGCAAGAUGUUCCUUGGCGCCCGCGUCCUCCAGGCAAUCUGCAUGAUCCUAAUCAUCGGCAUCUGCUCCAACUUCAUCCAAAUGAUCGUCACAACCGGUGUCGAGCCCCCCAAAGAGUUCGUCGGCACACUGAGCGUGACAUGUAUCGCAGCCCUCUACAUCAUGGUCAGUGUAGGCUACUACUGGUCGCAAGCCAACCUCGGUCUCCUGGUCAUGACAGGCGUCGACUCCCUAAUCCUCAUCGCCUUCAUCGUCUGCGCUGUCACUCUGGGUAAACCCAUGUCUUUCCUCAACUGCUACGUCAUCGGCAAGUCUUCCGCAGAAGUUGACACGAUGUACGCCAACGCUUUUGUCACGGCGACGGUUGAGAACCUGAACAAGAGCACGAGCAGCUUGGGUCAUUGGGCGGGUGUUACGAGGAGCAACUGCUUCCAGGCCAAGACUGUCUGGGGCAUGGCUAUCGCGCUUUGCGUACUCUUCACUGUUUCUUGCGCUCUUCUGCCUACGCUUUGGUACAAGAACAACAUGAAGAAGCCUGCCAAGACCGUCGAGGAGGCUUAAGCAUCAAGAAUCUCCGGCCUUCUAUACAGCCACGAGACACAACGACUCAGCAGUCGAAAAAGGAAUGCGCCUGACAAUAGCGCUGUCUGCCAGUUCCUCCUCCUCCUCCUCCACACUAUCAACACAAAAAACUCAUGUCUUUCUUUUAUCUGUCAAAAACGCAAAAAUAGUCUGCAUUGCGAGGGAGUUUGGAGUCGUCUAUCAUCAUUUCUGUUCUCUUCUUCAGACAUUGAAUGUCGAUAAUCCUAAUGGAUAGUUUUGGGCCUAGUUGCCCUAUAAGAAUACGAUUCUAUGAGUCUACUAU
Alternaria alternata is the source of this 1090-nucleotide messenger RNA. RefSeq lists its product as hypothetical. NCBI's taxonomy places the organism in Eukaryota, Fungi, Ascomycota, Dothideomycetes, Pleosporales, Pleosporaceae. The transcript is spliced from 3 exons. The record is from RefSeq and is a predicted model, not a curated record. The coding region runs from base 193 to 786 and encodes 197 amino acids.